Myiozetetes cayanensis is the source of this 3868-nucleotide messenger RNA. Its product is annotated as zinc finger protein 239-like. The transcript has 3 exons. Gene Ontology annotation, molecular function: RNA polymerase II cis-regulatory region sequence-specific DNA binding; DNA-binding transcription factor activity, RNA polymerase II-specific. Bases 416 to 1237 code for a protein of 273 amino acids. The record is from RefSeq and is a predicted model, not a curated record. Gene Ontology annotation, biological process: regulation of transcription by RNA polymerase II. NCBI's taxonomy places the organism in Eukaryota, Metazoa, Chordata, Aves, Passeriformes, Tyrannidae.
CCUGUGCUGGAGAGCAGGCCCUGAGGUGUCCCUGAGCAAUGGCCCGGAGGUGAACCCAGAGCUGUCCCUGAGGUGGCCCUGAGAAGAAGUGGAAGGCAGAGGUGGUGCUGAGGCAGGAGAGCCCCGUGCUGGGGAAGAGGCUGAGCUGGGAGUGCCCAGCAGUGAGAAGGUGCUGUGUCCAUGCCCUGUGUGCCAGGAUGGCCUAGGGAUGGACUUGGGCAGGAGGAAUCCCCAAGGCAAUGCGCUCAGCCCUUGUUUCCCCCCAGCAGGAUUUGUCCUUCCCAAAGCUUGGGCAGAUGGAGGAGGAGCCUGCGAGGAAAAGGAAAAAGCCACAGGCCCCCCAGGUAGGUGAGGAGGAAGUCAGUGCCCCUUUGGCCCUGUCUUGCGGUGCACGUGGGGGCCAGAUUUGGGGGGGAUGUGCUUGACCUUCCCUCUGGGCCGGAGGCAAAUCCCCUGCCUGUCCUUCUUCCUUCCUGCCCCAGGCCCUGAGCUGAGGACGGAGAGCACGGAGGACAAAUCCCCCCGGCAGAGCCUGGUGGGAGAGGCCGUUUUGAAGGGCUCCCCGGCGCAGGAAGGCAGCGGGGAGGAAAAGGCCCGGAGAUGCCCCCGGAGGAGGGGCUGCAAAGCCAGCCCAGGGAGCUCUGAGGAGGAAAGACCCGUCCUGUGCCGGGAAGGCGACUGGAGCUUGAGCCGGAGCUCAGAGCUGGUGGUCCCUGAGCAGCCUCCCAGCAGGGAGAAGCCCUUCAGGUGCUUGGAAUGUGGGAAGAGCUUCAAGAAGAGCUCCCACCUCCUCAGCCACCAGCUCAUCCACACUGGGGAACGACCCUACAUGUGUAGGGAAUGUGGGAAGAGCUUCAGGCAAAGCUCUAACCUGCUCCAACACCAGCGCAUCCACACUGGGGACCGGCCCUUCAAGUGUGGGGAAUGUGGGAAGAGCUUCAGCCAGAGCUCCACCCUUCUCAGGCACCAGCUCAUCCACACUGGGGAACGGCCCUACAAGUGCUUGGAAUGUGGGAAGAAGUUUAAGACCAGCUCAACUCUUCUCAGGCAUGAGCAGACACACACAGGGGAGAGACCCUUCCGCUGCACCGACUGUGGGAAGGGCUUCAACCAGAACUCCACCCUUGUCAACCACCAGCGCAUCCACACUGGGGAGAGGCCCUACAAGUGUGGGGAGUGUGGGAAGAGCUUCACCCAGAGCUCCCACUUGACCAAACACCAACGGACCCACCAGUAAGGGAAGCCCUACGAGUGCCCCGACUGCGGGAAGAGCUUCUGCCGUUGCUCUGACCCCGAAUGACCCCCCUGAUGGUGAGGCAACCCCUGGAGUCCAGUGACUGUCAGUCCGUCCCUUUCUACCAGAAAGGGCCAGUCCCCUUUGCCAGGGGCAGGUUGUGCCAACAAAGCCCUUCUUGAGUGGGAUGUGGAGAUUCCUGCCUUGGCUGGGACCCCCCAAGAUCACUGCUGGAGGUUGAGAGCAGAGAUCUCCCCCCGAGCGUUGGUCUGAGGGAGUUCCAUCCAUCUCUAAUUCAUAAUUCUUGCUUUGGUGCCAGCUUGAGUAGAAUUGCUCCAACAAUUGCUUUAGUGUAGAGCAGUGUCCUAUCUUAUGCUGUAGUACUGGUAGUUUUAGUGUUUUUAUUGUGCAGUAAAUAAUUCUGAUGAAGAUCUUUUGUCUGAUCAUUUGUUACCCUAAAUAAUUAAUUUCUAUCAAUAGAUCUGAUUUACCUUCAUUAAAACCUGAGGGACAAAAGUUGUUCAGUCCCACCUCUGUAAUUCCUCUAAACUGAACCUGUUGUCAUAACCCAAGGCUGAGAUUGGAUCCAGCAGCCCCAGCACCCCACAGUCAGUUGGAAGCUCAGGGAGCCACCCCCUUUUCCCAACACCCCUCAGCCCAAAGACCCCCAUGGUACAGUCAGACUGUGUAGACCACCCCCCUUUUUCUACCCUUCUCCCUGUUCCUCCCACUUUUCCAUGGUCUCCUGUUACAAUCUGCUUAAAUACUGCAGAAAGAACUUGAGAUUCAAAUAUUCCCUUAAGCAAAACUAAAACUCACACAAUUACACAAUUUAUCUGUUGAUACCAAAAACUGAUUUUUAUUAAUUGCUAAGAGAUGCACAGAAAAAGGAAAAAUAAGAAAAGGUUGGAAACUGCUAAGAUUAUUUCUAGAAGCAGAAAAAAGAUAUCACCGAAAACUUCUUUUUCCCACUGAGCUGGUCUGUGUGUGGGGGAAGAGAAGCAGUUUCUGCCUUUUUUUUGUCUGUCCCUGCAGCUUUUGGAUGUUGUCUCUGUAGCUGCAGGGGUUCUGACAGCUUUAGUUCUCUGCAAUGCACCAUGUGUGGUUUCACCGCUCACGCCCCUGUCCCAGGCCGUGCAGGGUCUCAGCUCAGCCGAAGCUUUGGGCCCUCAGAAAUAUGGUCAGGGUAGAAGGAUAAGGUAGAACUCCCACAUGUGGCACGGUGGUCUCAGCUCUCUCCAGGCCGGCACAGUUCCAGUCUCCGGUGGCAGGCAGGCAGCACGCGGUGGUGGAGAAAAGGUGAGGGGAGGUGGGGAGAGAUUCUCGGCUACAGUCACCAGUUCUUCUCCCUUUCCUCUCCCUGAUUUUCCAAAAUUUGUCCUCAACUUUUAUCAUGUUCAAAAGAGGUUGAACGUGUUUUCUUGGUACGUAGCCAGUUUCGAUGUUGGAGGAGAUAUGAUAACCAUAAACAUAUAACAGGAUUUUUUGGCAGGAAAAGUGCCGUGGGAAGUCCUUGUGGAAACUUCUGGCAGAGAGCUGACAGAGAAUGUUUGAUAGGAAGUUUUUGACAGGCAGAAACAAUUUUUGGCAUUUCUGUAUUAUCUGUGUGUUACAGAUGGUUGCCAUGGUAAAUGAUAUAACUGGGAAUGCAUAAUGGUUGCCAUGGUAACCACAAUAACAAUGAGACUUCAUAAUGGUUGCCGUGGUAACCGAUCAUAACAAUGAGAAUGCACAAUGGUUGCCAUGGUAACCGAGGUCACAGUGAGAAUGCACAAUGGUUGCCAUGGUAACCGUGGUAACAAUGAGAAUGUAUAAUGGUUACCAUGGUGUGAGGGGGGGAAUUUUGAUUCAGAUGAUCAGUGGAGCAUAGAGGGGUGAGAAAGUGAUUACAUUUGUAUGUGAAAUCAGCCAGAAUAUUGUACAAUGUGACUUUGUUGCACAAGUUGACUGUAGGGCCCACUGUGUCUAUAGCAAUUUUAAUUGGAUAUCCCCCAUUAUCAGAGCUGAGUUCCUCCUUGGCUUGGCUCCACUCUGCAAGACAGAUACAAAUUCCCUUGAAACACAAUGGUAGAGGUCAUCCGUAAGGCUGAGGAAGGUGAUGGAGAGGAAGAUGAUGUGGGCAGGGAUCGUUGGCCCCUUGCCCUACAGUGGGGCACGCCCAGACUGUUGCCAUGAGGUGAUGAACGGGCGCUGUUUGGCUGCCACUCAAGCACCACCUUCUGCUGCGUCCUGGCCCUACGUAGUGUAAUGUAGAGCUGAUGGAAUGGGGUGUCAGCACUGCUGGGUGGAGCGAUGCUCAUCCUUCCAUCCACACUGUGCUGCUCCGCGGGGACACCCGCCAAGCACGGGCACCGACCAGCCCUGCAGAGCCUGGUAGGCCUGGCCUGUCUGUGCAGAUGAGCACAGUUUAUUGAUAGGAAGAAACCAAGAAAGCAAACAUUUUAUUUCCUUUUUUUUUAUCCCUUUAAUUCCCUUUUUACUAGCUAAUGCUGUAAUAAAAGCUGUUCGUAGUAUUGUAUGCAUGGCAACUGAUAAAGUAGUGGUUUUAUUUUUUUCAACUUUUGAUUCUCUUUGCUAAUAGUUUUUAUAAAUUUUAUUCUCACUGCAAAAAAAGAUUUUUUUGUAGUGUUUGAA